Sphaeroforma arctica JP610 is the source of this 512-nucleotide messenger RNA. RefSeq lists its product as hypothetical. The transcript is spliced from 4 exons. Gene Ontology annotation, biological process: proteolysis. The record is from RefSeq and is a predicted model, not a curated record. The annotation marks the transcript as partial. NCBI's taxonomy places the organism in Eukaryota, Ichthyosporea, Ichthyophonida.
GGGAAUGAUGAAGAAGAUGCGUGAUGACACGCUACACAAUGUCCACAAACUCGUAGAGGAUAUCGCCAACUCUGAAAGCUCCGACGCAAACGAGCAAAAGAUCGGGAUUUUUUGGCGAGCGGCGAUGAACCUGGAGCGUAUUGAAGAGUUUGGGUACUCUCCGCUGAAGCCUGUGUUUGAAGAUAUUGAUCAGGCAACGAACAAGAAAGAGUUCAUGGCUCUGGUCGCCAGAAUUCAUCGUCUUGGCCUGGGUGUGUUUUUUGGCUUUGGACCAGAGAGUGACAUGAAGGACAGUCACUCGACCAUCCUGUGGGGUGGGGAGGGCAGUUUGGGCCUAGGUUCACGCGAGUACUACUUUGACGACGACAAGGGGAGUUGCAAUUCAACGACACUUUCUAUUCCAAAGACUGUGUAGUUAACUAGCGCUUGGGUUCCGAUCUCACAGUAGAAGUUAUGAGUUAGUCCAGCUAGUUUGUAUGUAUAUAUAGUGACAGUAGUUAUGAGUUGGUUUA